This is a messenger RNA of Cydia strobilella, 3413 nucleotides long. It is a transcript of the gene Tnpo-SR, whose product is annotated as transportin-3. The coding region runs from base 157 to 2889 and encodes 910 amino acids. The transcript is spliced from 11 exons. Gene Ontology annotation, molecular function: small GTPase binding. Lineage: Eukaryota; Metazoa; Arthropoda; Insecta; Lepidoptera; Tortricidae. Gene Ontology annotation, biological process: protein import into nucleus. The record is from RefSeq and is a predicted model, not a curated record. Gene Ontology annotation, cellular component: cytoplasm.
UUUGUGGUUUCCUUCAUUCGGGCAUUUUUCAUUGGACUGUUUGUUUGAUUAUUUUACUCCGAUAUUUCGUGGUUUUCUACAUACAGUAGUAUGUAACUUUUACUGUUUUGAUAGUGUGGUGUAGAGGAUCAUCCUCGAUUCGGAAGUGAAAACAUCAUGGAUACGCCGUCAAUGGAAACUAUAUACCAGGCCAUAAGUGCUCUCUAUGAUAACUCCAAUCCUAAUGAUAAGGAAAUUAAAGAAAAGGCUUCCAAAUGGCUAGGAGAAGUGCAAAAAUCGAUUCAUUCAUGGAAAAUAGCUGAUGAGUUGUUACAACAGAAGAAGGAUAUUCACUCGUGUUAUUUUGCUGCUCAGACAAUGAGGUCAAAAGUGCAGCAUAACCUAUCAGAGCUUCCAGAGGAAGCCCGUGCGUCUCUUAGGGACUCCCUUAUUGCCCAUUUAAGAGGAGACAUGUCAGAAACUAGUCAAGCCAUCCUCACGCAACUGUGCCUGGCCCUUGCUGACCUAGCAUUACAAAUGCCUACAUGGAAGAACUGUACUAGUGACCUAAUUAAAUCAUUUUCUGACAGAAGUAACCCAGCUUUAUUAGAAAUUUUAACAGUACUACCGCAAGAAAUUGACUCUUCUAGUUUGAAAUUAGGAGAAAACCGACGUGAAGAUAUAAGACAGGAAUUACGGACAAAUACUGAUCUAGUUACUAUGUUUUUGAAAGAAAGCAUAACAAGUACACAGAACACACAGCUAGCACUUAAAAUUAUAAAAUGCAUGACAUCAUGGAUACAUGUUAGGGCAGUGAACAUUCAAGAAAUUCCUCAGAAUGCUGUAAUAGCAUACUGUUUGCAAGUUCUAAGAGAUUACAAUUGUAUAAACACACUUCAUGAUGCAGCAUCAGACUGCCUGUGUUCAUUGCUGCACACACUAGAAGAAAAUAACAAUAAUGAAGAGAUAGAAAGACUAUUAUUUGAUAGCAUAGCAGCUUUAGAAGAGUGCUAUCAUUUAGCUGUGGCUCAUGAAGAAGAGGACAAGGCUUCAAACUUUGCUAGGAUCUUCACAGAAUUGGCAGAGACUUUCUUGGAAAAGAUCAUUUCUGCCACAUCAACAGGGCAGACCCACUUUGCAAUGAGAUCACUAGAGUUGGCCCUAGUAUGUGUUGGACAUCAUGAUUAUGAGGUAGCUGAAAUUACAUUUAAUCUAUGGUACCGUUUGUCUGAAGAUGUCUACCGCAGAGACUAUCAACCUCUAACAGAUGCAUUUAAACCACAUAUAGAGCGCCUUAUUGAGGCUCUGGCGAGGCAUUGCCAGUGUGAACCUGAUCGCACACAGCUUCUGGAUGAAGGGGAUGAUUUCUAUGAGUUCAGAGUGAAGGUAAUGGAACUGAUCAAAGAUGUGGUGUUCAUUGUGGGCUCGAGCUCUGUGUUCCGGCAGAUGUUUGCCACAUUGCAGGCUGACUUGUCCUGGGAGCGCACUGAGGCUGCACUCUUUGUCAUGCAAGCUGUCGCCAAAAAUAUUUUACCGGACGAAUAUGAAUAUGUUCCAAAAGUGGUGGAAGCAAUACUUUCCAUGCCUGAAGGUGCUCACCCGGCAGUUCGGAAAACGUGCAUCCUGCUCUUGGGAGAGCUGUGCGACUGGAUCGAGAGGCAUCCCACAUGCCUGGAGCCUUGUCUGCAGACCUUAGUGACGGCGUUGCAGGAGCCCAAAUUGGCUCCGGCGGCUGCUACUGCGUUACAAAACAUCUGCAAGGCCUGCAGCAAAGAGGCGGCCUCCCACGCCGUGACGUUGCUCCGCGCGACGCGACACCUGGACAGCCUGGCGCUGCCGCCCGGCGCCGGCGCCUCGCUGGUGCGCGCGCUCGCCAGCGCACUCGCCUCGCUGCCGCAGGACCAGCUGACGGUGGCGAUGCGAGAAGCCGCCUCCAUCCAACUCGGCACGCUGAAGGAGAUCCUAGCCGGCAGCGGCGGCGACUCGGACCCUUGCCCCACGCUGGACCUGCUGGCGGCGCUGUUCCGCGAGCUGUCGCCGCGCAAGGCCGACGCCUGCGUGCCCGCGCUCGGCGACGCCUGGCCCGUGCUGCACGACGUCUUGAUCAAGUACCAGUCGGACGGGCGCGUGAUGGAGCGCGGCUGCCGCGCGCUGCGGUUCGCGCUCCGCUGCUGCGCGCGCCGCGCCGCGCCGCUGCUGCCGCACCUCGCGCGCGCCAUGGCCGACAUCUACGCGCGGCACCCGCACUCGUGCCUGCUCUACCUCGCCAGCAUCCUAGUGGACGAGCUGGCGCACGAGCCGCAGUGCGUGCCGGACCUCAUCGACCUGCUCAAGGCGCUCAUGCCGCGCGCCUUCGACCUGCUGCAGCGGGAGAACGGCCUCAAGGAUAACCCGGACACCGUCGACGAUCUCUUCAGGCUCUGUAUCAGGUUCCUGCAACGCAUCCCACUAGAGUUCCUCUCAUCCGGUGCGAUGCCGGCGAUCGUGCAGUGCGGCACGCUGGCCACGGCUCUAGACCACCGCGAGGCUAACUGUUCUGUCAUGAAGUUCCUGCUCGACCUGAUCUCCCGCGCCACCACCACCCGGGAACAGAACAAGGAGAUCAAAGUGCUAGCGGACGGCAUCCUGGUGGAGUACGGCGGGUCGCUGACGUACGCGCUGCUGGAGUCGGCGGUGCUGCACCUGCACGCGUACAUGCUGGGCGAGGUGGGCGAGGUGGUGCUGGAGCUGGUGCGCUGGCAGCGCGCGCGCGGCGCCGACGUGCUGGCGCCGGCGCUAGCGCGGCUGCCCCGAGGGCCCGUCGCCGCCACCGAGCACCAGUGCUGGAACUUCCACCAGCUCGCCACGAGGGCGGAGAAAUGCAAGGAAAUGACGCGAUUACUGCGAGACUUCGCGAGGUUGUAUCGGUAACUGACAGAAAACUCAGCUCAACCUAAAACAACAUUAUAUGUAUUAAAUAGAAUUAAUGAAAAGUUAUAUUUCAUUAUUUCGGAAAACUGACAACUACGAAUGUCGUUUAUAAUUACAGUAGGUACGUAUGUACUCUAACCAGACUGUUUGAAAUAUUGUAACUAAGUAAAGUAGAACUACUUUAGCCUUUCCCUAUUAAAUAAAUAAAUAUUAUGAACGAGCAAUAAUAAAGAAAGACAUAUGAUUUAUUCACUGUCAAAAUCAUUGUUAUUUUGACACAAUAAACUGGAAUAUAUAAAUUAUUCCACUGUAGCAAUCUCACUACUCUUGUCUGAAUUAUUGACGACUGUGAAAGAUUGAUUUGAGUUUUAUGUGUUUCGAAUGAAACCAUUAACCAAUGAAUCAACUCGGUGCGAGUUAGGUAAGUAUGCAGUUUUAUUUCUAAGUAAAUAUAUUUUGUUAUAUACUCUCUUUUAUUUCAAAUGCGAUUUAAUUGUAAAUAUUUAUUAAAAAUGUUUACUUUA